GCGGGUCGAUUUCUAUCCCCUGCCGCGCCUCCAUCCACAAAACCCUCGAAAACCCCCAAAUAUCACCGCGCCCUCGAGAAAACCCCUCUGCUUCUCUCCGUCUCUCUCUCUCUCUGAUUUUUCCCCACCUUAGAAGGUAUGCACCCUCAGCGCUCUCCUUCUCUCCAUCGAUCUUGCUUUCUGCAACUUGUUGCUGAAAGGUUGUCCAAAAAUCUCCAUUUUUUUGGCUUGAAGUCAAAAAUCUGGUGAAUUUCUGACAUCAUGCAGGCUCUAAAAGCUGGCUGGGUUGGGCAAACAUUUGCUUUAGCGAGACGGGAUGAUUUUGGAGAAAAGAAACCUCGCCGUCGACGAACGAAAGAGGAGAGAAGAGCAAUGGUCGAAUCUUUUAUAAAGAAAUACCGUACUUCAAACAGUGGGAAAUUUCCUUCUCUAAAUCUCACACAUAAAGAAGUUGGUGGGUCUUUCUACAUUGUACGAGAAAUUGUGAGAGAUAUAAUUCAGGAAAAUAAAGUGCUAGGUCCUGGUGAUGCAAGCUUGAAGGCAUUGAAUCUUGAAGCUGGCUUAGAGGAGCAUGCAUCAGGGUCCACAGAUCCUGGUGUUUAUCUGUCCAUAUCAUCUAUGACGCAUGUGGCUGAUCAUGACGGGAUGGAAAUGUCUUCUAUGGCUAAUGAACAUCAAAGUGAAGAAAGCUACGAAUUAGUAAAAUCUGAUGACCAGGAAAUAUUUGCAUCUCAUGCAAAUGAUGUUUCUGUUGCUGAAGUUUGGCACGAUAAAUCCUCUGAUCAUUUGCAGUACUCCAAUGGUCCAAGUCCAUAUGAUAUUUUAUUUAAUGCACAGAAUAAAGAAGAAAACCUACAGAAACCAUCUGGGUCGAUGCAUGACAAUACAGGAAUUCAUGAACAAAAUGAUCCUGUACCUCAAGGUAGUCUAGAAAACUGUGGAAUUCAUAAGAUUGAGCAGUCACAUCCUUUCAAUCAGUCUGUAUCCAUUACUUCUCCAACAAAAGGAUUGAUGCUGGAUGGAAAAGAUGUUGAAAAGAAAAGCAGAGGUGUGGCUGAGGCAACUGAUAUUUUUGCAGAAAGCAAUGUUAUUCCUACAUUAACUGGGACAGAUGUUUUACCAGAAGCAACUAUCUCUGUUGACUUUGUCAAUAGCAAUGUAUCUGAUCAACUGGUGGAUCAGUUAGAUUCUGGUGCUAAGGAUAUUUUCCCAACAGCAACUUCUUCUAUCAAUAGUUGUGACUUAGAUUUAAGCCCCCUGGAAACCAAGGAGUUAAUCAACUCCCAGGAAGUAUCAGGAAUGCAAAAAUCAGAAGUGGAGGUACCCUUCAUGCCAGGCAACAAAGUUCCCAAUAUAAACAGCAUAAAAUCUGCAGGAACUAAUACUUCCAGUUCAGUUAAUAAAGAAGAAACAGUCCUGACAUCAAUGAUUUCACAAACUUUAGUUUCUCCUGCUUCUGAAACUUCAAGCACUGAGGCACUGCCUGUGCUGCAGCCUAAUGAUAUGGAGAACAUGGCCAUGAAAACAGAAAGUGCUUCAAGUGUAUCACUUUCUCCCAGUGCCAUGGAAAUAUCUGACUCUGAAUGCAGCACCAAGCAUGAAAAUAUUGCCAGCAAUAUUGACAGAGGUAGCAAUUGUAGCAGCAAAUCAUCUGGAAAGGCGAAUAAGGAAUUAGAGACGGCAGAAGUCAACCCAGUUUGGGCAACCAUAAAAGCAUUUAUUGAUGCUGUUAUCAAAUUUUGGACUGAAUGAGGCCUUUUAUUGUGAAAAGUCACUGGAAGAGUGCAAUGCGAGGGAUGCUUUCUUUGUUCCUAUUUGAUGAAGACCUCCUCCCUUUUCUCCAACAUUUUUUUUUUGUAAAAAAAUAUUGGCUGUUUAAUAACUGAAGUUUGUAAUUGAUGAUCAUGAUUCUGUCGUUUGGUCAUGUAUGAUGGCCCAUGUAAUAGUUAUUGAUCCUAAAACAACUUAACUUUAUUUUGGCGGUAUUGUAAAAAUAUUAUCCAAGAGCCAGCUCUAGAUUUAAUAAUGAACAAAAAGUUAAGGUCUUUGUGGCA
Elaeis guineensis (African oil palm) is the source of this 2054-nucleotide messenger RNA. RefSeq lists its product as uncharacterized. The record is from RefSeq and is a predicted model, not a curated record. Lineage: Eukaryota; Viridiplantae; Streptophyta; Magnoliopsida; Arecales; Arecaceae.